Messenger RNA from Stylonychia lemnae, 288 nucleotides. The record is from the annotation of a GenBank genome assembly. NCBI's taxonomy places the organism in Eukaryota, Ciliophora, Spirotrichea, Sporadotrichida, Oxytrichidae.
AUGAAAAAUAACCUAAUUGACAUUAGAGAUAUUUAUCGGCCCAAGUAAAAGCAAAUCGUUAUACCAAAACUCUCCAAAGAUAAGAUACUUAACUUUUAGAAACGAAUACUGAGAGAAGAUUCAGAGAUGAGAUCCCCUAAUAUGAGAUCUGUAUUACGAGAAUUCAAUGAGGUUUCAUUAAUUGAAGAUGAGUCUAAGAUAAAGCAGUCAAAAGAUUUUGAGAUUGUUUCAAAUCAAAGUAAAGAAAUGAUGUAGAAUAUCAGAACUAAGCAGAGAGCUCUUGAUUGA